AUGGCUUCACAAUCGUCCGACCCGCAAACGAACGGCGUGCCAGCCUCCUCAGGCGCCUCCAGCUCACAAACCGUGAACAACACGCAAGCGACCGCAGCCACGACAGGCUCGCAGCCGCCCUCCCAGUCCCAACCGACGCAAUCCACCACACAAGCGCAAUCGCAACAACCAAACAACCAAAACGCACAGCAGCAGCAACAGCAACACCAGCAGCAGUCAUCUUCAUCAAAUCCCCUCGGGAGCAACGCAUCGGCCCCGCGCCCCCGCGACUCGCGCAUGAUCGAGCUCCUCCUCACCUCCCAGGGCGUCACGUCGUACGAGGCUCGCGUGCCCCUCCUCCUCCUCGACUUCGCAUACCGCCACACCUCGAGCAUCCUCGGCGACGCAAUCUACCUUUCCGGGGACCCCUACGUCGCCCAGGCCGGCUCCAAGCCAACGGCCGGUGCCGCGGCGGCCGCCGCCGGCACGGGUGACGCUGCCGUGACCGCCAACGCAGUCAAGCUCGCCAUCUCGGCGCGCUUGGGAUACCAGUUCCGUGGGGGCGGCGGCGCGGGAGGCGUGUCCAAGGACUGGCUGCAGGAGCUCGCCCGCGAGCGGAACAAGGUCCAGCUGCCCAAGGUCGCGCAGAACGAGUGGGGCCUGAGGCUGCCGAGCGAGCGCUUCGUGCUCAGCGGCGUCAGCUGGGGCCUGAAAGAUGUCUGGGAGGAGGCCGGCAUCGAGGACGACGAAGAGGAAGAGGACGACGCUGGUGCAGGUGCCAUGGAGGGUGUGGAGACGACGAACAACCAGAACGACGCUGCGGAUGAGGAUAUUGGCGGAGACGGCGUCGAGGGAGGCACGAUGGAGGAUGUGUUUGGCAAGGAUGUGAACGAAGAUGCGGACAUGGGAGGGACGUCUUAG
Molecule: messenger RNA, 900 nt
Organism: Colletotrichum gloeosporioides
Lineage: Eukaryota; Fungi; Ascomycota; Sordariomycetes; Glomerellales; Glomerellaceae
Product: Transcription initiation factor TFIID subunit 9
Exons: 1
Coding region: 1-900 (299 amino acids)
Biological process (GO): DNA-templated transcription initiation; RNA polymerase II preinitiation complex assembly
Cellular component (GO): transcription factor TFIID complex; SAGA complex
Molecular function (GO): RNA polymerase II general transcription initiation factor activity; transcription coactivator activity; protein heterodimerization activity
Source: RefSeq, a predicted model, not a curated record